Pyricularia pennisetigena is the source of this 1899-nucleotide messenger RNA. RefSeq lists its product as uncharacterized. The coding region runs from base 1 to 1899 and encodes 632 amino acids. The record is from RefSeq and is a predicted model, not a curated record. The transcript is spliced from 8 exons. Gene Ontology annotation, molecular function: ATP binding; ATP-dependent protein folding chaperone. NCBI's taxonomy places the organism in Eukaryota, Fungi, Ascomycota, Sordariomycetes, Magnaporthales, Pyriculariaceae.
AUGUCAUCCUUUUCCAUUCCAUCCCGUCCAAAAUCGGUGUCGAGCGAUCUCAGCAACGACGACUUUCUCGUUCUGGACGAGCAGGAUGGCUUACUUAUCGUUGGUAUUGACUUUGGCACAACAUUUUCUGGCGUGGCCUGGGCCACGACAGACGAGCUUCAGGCCAACCCCAACGACGUAAACUUGAUUAUGACCUGGCCCGGCACGGGCCGAGAAGAAAGCAAGUGCCCGACGGAGCUCAGCUACGACGACGACGGCAAAACGCACUGGGGCUUCGACGUCCCGCCCGAUGCAGACUCCAUAUCGUGGUUCAAGCUGCUGCUUCUCCGCGAGGAAGACGUCGAAAACGACAUGUACGUAUGUGAACACCUCAGCCGCGGGCGUGAGUUUCUUUCGCGCGCCGAUAAAACGGCCGUCGACGUCGUGGCGGAUUUCCUAAGGGCGAUGUGGAAUCACACCAUCGCCAAGAUUGAGCGCGCGCGCGGGCAGACGGUCGUCGAUGCCCUCGUUUUCCGCGUCGUCAUCACCGUCCCCGCAAUCUGGAAAGGAUAUGCGCGGCAGGCCAUGCACAAGGCUGCCGAGCAGGCAGACAUCUUGAACAAACGCGCCGCCGGGCCUACGCAGCUUGCGUUUGCAAACGAACCCGAAGCUGCCGCCAUGUCAACAUUGAUCGAACGGGGCAGGAGGCCACACGCGGGGAAUGUCUAUGUUGUCUGCGAUGCCGGCGGUGGCACUGCUGAUUUAAUCAGCUACAAGAUCGACCAGGUGGAUCCCAUCAGCAUGAAGGAGGCGGCUGAGGGAAAGGGCGCUCUCUGCGGUGGUAUUUUCAUCGACCAGGCUUUUGUAGCGCUUUGCAAAGCCCGUCUCGGUGACAACUGGAGCCGUUUGAGCAGAUCCUCCCUCAGAUACAUCAUCCGAGAUGACUGGGAAUGUGGCAUCAAGCCACAGUUUAGGAUGAGCGGCCUUGACAAGGACUUUACGGUUCGGUUUCCGUCCGAAAUCAGCGUCGGCAUGGACGCAGGCACAAAAUUUGAGAGAAUCAAGGCGGGGCGAAUAUUUUUUCAUGGCCGAGAAAUCCAAUCAACUUUUGACAGUCAGUUCCGUUGCAUUGUGCGAUUGGUGGAUGACCAACUCGAGGCGGUUAGGAGAUCUGAUCCUGAGGCAAAGAUUAGCAUUAUUCUCGUCGGCGGCCUUGGAUCCAGUCCCUAUCUUUACGACUACAUUAACUUGCAAUACAAAGCCGAAGGAAUUGAGGUCUUGCAAGCGACUGGAAGCAAGCCUCGGACCGCCAUUUGUCGGGGCGCCGUGCUUAAAGGCUUCCUCCAGAAUUCGCGCCCAGACCAAAACAAUUUGCCCGUCAAGGUCACCUCGACCAUCUCACGAUCCAGCAUUGGUACGGAGGUCUCCCUUGAGUUUGACGAAACUAAGCAUCUCGAGGAAGACAAGUGGUGGUGCGACAAAGAGCUUUGCUAUAACGCAAGGAAACAAAUGAAUUGGUUCCUCUACAAGGUAGUGUAUUUACCCAUAGCUCCUGGCCGUCACUUUAGCGCAUUGACAACCCCUUUCCAUAACUUAGGGGUCAAACUACGAACGCAAUUUUAUCAUGUGUGUGAUUUCGGCACAACCCUCCCAACUACCAUGGAAAUUUCGUUAUAUGACUGCGACGACCCAGUUGCGCCGAUACGCAGGACCGACGUUGUUAAAUCAAUGUGCACCAUAACUUUCGAAUCCAAAGUAAACAAAGAGGACUACUCUCAACUUACAAAUAAACUGGGCAAAAGGUACAGACGGUUGGAUUACGAGAUAGAGAUGGUGCCGCAGGGGGCUUCGGUUGAGUUUGGUGUUUAUAUCGGGGGACGAAAGCUGGGCGCCCAAAGUGUCAACGUUCGCUUCCAGUAA